Messenger RNA from Aspergillus clavatus NRRL 1, 1143 nucleotides. RefSeq names its product DODA-type extradiol aromatic ring-opening family dioxygenase. The record is from RefSeq and is a predicted model, not a curated record. Gene Ontology annotation, molecular function: oxidoreductase activity, acting on single donors with incorporation of molecular oxygen; ferrous iron binding; zinc ion binding. Lineage: Eukaryota; Fungi; Ascomycota; Eurotiomycetes; Eurotiales; Aspergillaceae. The transcript is spliced from 4 exons. The coding region runs from base 1 to 1143 and encodes 380 amino acids.
AUGUCUAUAUCCACCACCUCACCCCCCACCGACCAGCAACCCGAGAAGAAACUGUCCACCCCCGUAAUCCUCUUUUUCGUCUCCCUCGCCGCCGCUGUCCUCAUCGCCUUGUGCCUCGGCCCCGCCGCCAGAGUCACCAGCGCCAGCACCACCCCCGCCAACCUGUUCGGUCUCCGCCGUCUCUUCGGCUCACAGGCGGGCUCUGCCAGCCCCAGCGCGGCGUCGUCUAUCCGGCGGGAACUCGCGUCCGCGUCCGCGUCCGCUUCAGCCUCGGCGAGCGAGCAGCUCCGGCGCAGCAGUAGUGCCAACAAGAUGAAGACGCCGAUUUACUUUUUGAGUCAUGGGGGUCCGAAUAUCAUGUAUGACCGCGAGCACCCGGCGUACAGCAAGCUGGGCGAGAUCGGCCGCGAGAUCACCGGGAAGGUGAAGCCGCGCGCUGUGGUGGUUUUCUCUGCGCAUUGGCAGGCGGGACGGGAUACGAUCCAGGUGAAUACGGCUGAGAAGACGGAGUUGAUCUAUGAUUUCUACGGGUUUCCGAGCCACUACUAUAAGGAGAAGUAUCCGAAUGUGGGGAGUAAGGAGGUUGCGAACAAGGUGCUUGAUGCGCUGAAGGACGCCGGUGUCAAAGCCGAGGGCGUCAAGAGGGGCCUCGACCACGGUGUGUGGGCGAGCUUCAAGUGCGCUUUCGAGCCCGACUCCAACCCGUUGAAUGUCCCGAUUGUGCAGGUUUCGCUUUUCAACACCGAAGACCCCGCGCAGCACUACCGGCUCGGGCAAGCGGUGGCUAAGCUCCGCGAGGAGAACAUCCUGAUCAUCGUGUCGGGCAUGGCAGUGCACAACCUGCGGGAUCUGCAGUUCACCUGGGGGAACCCCAAGCCGUUGCCGUAUACUACCAGCUUCGACGAGGCUAUGAAAGAUGCCGUGACGAAGCCGCCUGCGGAGCGAGAACAGGCCAUGAUUGACCUCUUGAAGCGGCCGGAUGCCCGCCAGGCGCAUCCAAGCUUCGAGCAUCUGCUCCCCAUCCAUAUCGGAGCUGGCGCUGCGGGAGAUGACCUUGGGAAGAGACUCUGGACGCUGAAGGAGGGGAGCAUGAGCUGGGCGCAGUACAGAUUUGGCGACGUAGGCAACAGUAGUUCUCUGUAG